Messenger RNA from Argentina anserina (silverweed cinquefoil), 1002 nucleotides. RefSeq lists its product as uncharacterized. NCBI's taxonomy places the organism in Eukaryota, Viridiplantae, Streptophyta, Magnoliopsida, Rosales, Rosaceae. Gene Ontology annotation, molecular function: DNA binding. Gene Ontology annotation, biological process: regulation of DNA-templated transcription. The transcript has a single exon. Bases 1 to 1002 code for a protein of 333 amino acids. The record is from RefSeq and is a predicted model, not a curated record.
AUGGCUUUCACAACUCUUGAUGAAUUAGACGUGGGUGUCGUGAAGACAUUCCAACCCAGCGAGGCCGUGUUAGUCGGCUUUUAUCUAUACCACAAGUUAUUCACGGACUCAAACUCAAGCAAUCACAUUCAGGCCUUCCCUGAAAUAUGCAUAUAUGGCGAAACAGGGUUACCACCUUGGGAGAUAUGGAGACUGUAUCAGCAUGCCAAGUUUCCUCACCAAGAGUUUAUCUACUUCUUCUCCCAUGCUCAGAAGGUGAACCCUAACAAGAUACGUAAGUCCCGCAAAGUUGGCUCCGAUGGCGGCACUUGGAGCGAGACGGAAACCGCGAAGCCGGUGUAUGUUUCUGGGAUUGAAGAAGAGUAUGGGAAAGUGAGGAAAUUCAGAUACGAGGCGAAGGACACUGCGUUUGAGCACCAUGGUGCUUGGUUAAUGGAUGAAUAUACCAUCAACCGAGCACCGGACUUGGCAUUGUGCCGUCUCAAGGUGAAUGAUAAAGGAGGAGAAAGAGGAAGAAAGAAUAAGAGGAAGUUUGUUGCAGAUGAGAAUGGUGAGAGUUUGAAAAGCAAAGGGUCUUCCAAUCGCCGGAAACUAGAACCGAGAAGAUCAUCGGAGCAAGUGUGUGAAGAAAGCACUGCCUCCUUUACUACUAGUGCUACUUCUCAGCCAGUGCUUUCUCCCUAUCAUUCUCAUGAAGAUGAGAGCAAUUACAACCAACAUGAUAAUGUAAAGUUCCCUCCCACUGCCAUGUUCGACGAGAAUGUCAAGUUGAAUGAAGCUCAGCUGAUGGCUUCUGGAGUUCAAGUAGCAACUAGUGAGCAACAAGAAUAUAAACAAGAGCAACAACAAGAUCAAGCCUCUAGCUCUAACCCUCAUGAGCAGCAGCUUCUUGAUGAUAUCGAUUUCGAUCUGAUGAGGGCCAUCGACUUUGAAAUUCCACUCGACGAACUCAGUGGAUACUUUACCAAUGAUGAAGAUCAGCUGAGCUCUCUGCCGUGGUAG